CAUAACGAACCCGUACGCACGCAACAAUAUAUAUAUUAUAUUCUUUAUAGUAGCCUUGUAGCCUUAGCCAAGGAAUGUCUACGUAUUCGAACUUAUUGUGACUUCAGUGACGUCACAGCCGACUUAGACCUUGCUCUCGACUUAGUCGUUUGUUUACCGAAGUGAGCUAACCUGUUCUUCUGUAAACUUUGAUUGUGAUUAGCUUAUUAGCUUUAUAAAUACAAAUUUCAUAAACAUUUUUAUCCAGACCUCUUUCUCAAUUAGAAGUAGAAAUUGAAGUCAAUUUCAAUCACAGGGAUUGGCAACAUAACAAAACAUUUGUUCGCAAUAUGGCGCUAAAACAGGAAAGUAAGUUAACAAAAAUAAUUGAGGAAAAUAUGAGAAUUACACCUCCUUUGUCUCCACUUAUGCCUGUAUCAGAUGAUUCUAAUAUGGAUUUGCUAAGUGAAGAAAAACUUGAUCGAUCAUCUCCAGAAUUAUGGCCUGAGCAAAUUCCUGGAGUAUCAAAAUUUGCAUCGCUUACCCUGUCUCCUAAUGAUGAUAAACCUGUUCAACAACCUGAAUGGCUAAGAGAUCUAGAUCAUGAAGAUAUCAGUGUUUUACAGGGUUUUGGAAGCCUGACUGCAGCAGCAUUACUUGAAAAAGUGAGAGAUCUGCAAAAUUUAGCUUACCAAUUAGGAUUGGAAGAAGCUAAAGAAAUGACUCGAGGACGAUUUCUUGGUAUAUUGCCAAAGAAAAAAGAUAUAAGAAGAUAACUGAAUUAAAAUGCUAUUGAUAUUUUGUAUUGCUGCUGUUUGUGUAAUGUGUUUGUAAGUGCAUAUUGACCAUUUGUAAACUGCAUGAAUUUUGUUAAUGUAGUUUUUUCUACCUUUCUAAUAUGUAAAAUCUUUUCAAAAUCAAUUUAAUAUAUCUAUAGAGAGCAAAUGCAUGUUAGUUGAAGAAAAGAGUCAAUGAUAUUUUUCAGCAAGUGAAGUAAUUUUUUUUUUUAAAUCUACGAUGCAUUAAUUUAAGGUUUAUGAAAGUACAGCAUUAAGUUAUAUCUUUUUAUCAAAAUAUAAAUUCAUUUGAAAUUCAAAAUUAAUAUUUAUAAGUAAAUAGUAUUCAUGGUAAUUACAUAUUUAAAGAAGGAGUGAAUAAAUUAUCACUAAUUAAUGAAUAGUGUUUACAACUGUCAAACGCAUCAUCCCACUUCUUAUUAAAAGCCUUCUGAGGGACUUUAUCUGGCCACAGGUAGUAUGAGAAUACUUUCACAUUAACAAAUUUUAUGUGCUUUUGUUCUAUGCCAAUACAACACUUAUGCAUUCAUGGGUUACUUACAAUUCCAUCCCUUGUUUUUUGGCGCAAUAGAUGCUUCCAGGAACCUUCAUUUCAACCAAGGAAAAACAGUGGAAUUGCCUAGCUUAUGGCAACAUAAUAAGUGUAAACAGAUUGCAAAAGCUACACAAUGUGGAAGUACUCAUGCUUUCGCAUCAUGUUCUCAGCCACGACUAAUAUAGUAGCAAAAAACAGUUCUCACCAAAACACUGAAUGAAAACUUAGAAAUAUAGAUGCUGAAGUUUAGCUUCUAUAUUUCUAGUUUUUGUGAAAUUUGGGUUCAUUUCUUUUCCAUACUGAGACAGAAAUCUAUUUCUGUUGUUUUGCUCUAAAGUUUUAUAACAAAAUGAGAAUGCAUGCAAAACUUGUUAAAUUAAUAUAAGUGACGAAAUCGAAUUUCUGUAUUUAGAAUUCAGUGAAGUAUAAAUGUUAAAAAAUAUAAAACUUUUGUAGCAGAAAACUGCUACCCAUUGAGAAAAAAAAAUUUCUCUUGUUUUUUGCAUGUUAAUAUGAAUCAUUUUAUGUAUUCUUGUAUUCUUGCAUAAGGUAAAUAAAUUUUAGUAUUAUGCUGUUUA
Messenger RNA from Stegodyphus dumicola, 1889 nucleotides. RefSeq names its product DREAM core complex component lin-52 (gene lin-52). Gene Ontology annotation, biological process: regulation of DNA-templated transcription. Lineage: Eukaryota; Metazoa; Arthropoda; Arachnida; Araneae; Eresidae. Gene Ontology annotation, cellular component: DRM complex. The record is from RefSeq and is a predicted model, not a curated record.